Messenger RNA from Juglans microcarpa x Juglans regia, 2180 nucleotides. Its product is annotated as CBL-interacting serine/threonine-protein kinase 12-like. Gene Ontology annotation, biological process: protein phosphorylation; signal transduction. Gene Ontology annotation, molecular function: protein kinase activity; ATP binding. The record is from RefSeq and is a predicted model, not a curated record. Bases 167 to 1594 code for a protein of 475 amino acids. The transcript is spliced from 2 exons. Lineage: Eukaryota; Viridiplantae; Streptophyta; Magnoliopsida; Fagales; Juglandaceae.
UGUGGCUUUUACUUGUUGUGGUGACAUCACUCCGCACCCUAACAAAACCCACAGGGAAAUAAAGCCAAGUUCACGGCACCCUUUCUUUCGUUAUUAUUUUCGUCUUUCCUUUCCAAAUAACCUGGGCCACUUCAAUUGAACUGUAGCGGGCGCUACUUCUACUCCAAUGGCCUCCUCCACCACCACCACCAAGAAGGAAGCUCAGGCACUACUUCUCGGUCGCUUUGAGGUGGGCAAGCUCCUCGGCCACGGCACCUUCGCCAAGGUCUACCAUGCCCGCAACGUCAACACCCAAGAGAGCGUCGCCAUCAAGGUCAUCGAUAAGGAGAAGAUCCUCAAGGUCGGCCUCACAGCCCACAUCAAGCGAGAGAUUUCAAUCCUCCGCCGCGUGCGCCACCCCAACAUCGUACGUCUCUUCGAGGUCAUGGCCACCAAGUCCAAGAUCUUCUUCGUCAUGGAGUUUGUCCGCGGCGGCGAGCUCUUCAACAAGGUAUCCAAGGGUCGUCUCAAGGAGGACGUCGCCCGCAAGUACUUCCAGCAAUUGAUCUCCGCCGUCUCCUUCUGCCACUCCCGUGGCGUCUUCCAUCGCGACCUCAAGCCCGAGAACCUCUUGCUCGACGAUAACGGCGAUCUCAAGGUCUCCGAUUUCGGUCUCAGCACAGUGUCCGAUCAGAUUCGCCAGGACGGUCUGUUCCACACGUUUUGUGGCACGCCUGCCUAUGUUGCUCCCGAGGUUUUGGGCGGAAAGGGUUACGAAGCCUCCAAGGUGGAUAUCUGGUCCUGUGGGGUUGUGCUCUUCGUUUUGAUGGCCGGCUAUUUGCCCUUUCACGACCAAAACAUUAUGGCCAUGUACAAGAAGAUUUACAAGGGCGAAUUUCGAUGCCCGAGAUGGUUCUCUCCGUCACUGACUCGGCUCCUAACCCGUCUCCUGGAUACGAACCCGGAGACUCGGAUUACAAUCCCGGAGAUCAUGGAGAACAAGUGGUUCAAAAAAGGGUUUAAACACAUCAAAUUCUAUAUCGAGGAUGACAAGCUUUGUAAUGUCGUGGAUGAGGAGGAGAAGCAGGGAAAGGAGGACGACGAAAAGUCGGCCUCGGACCAAUCAGAAUCGGACUCGGAAUCCGGGUUCCAGGCGAGGAGGAGGGUGGGUACAUUGCCGAGACCAGCGAGCUUGAACGCGUUCGACAUCAUAUCGUUCUCGCGCGGGUUCGAUCUGUCUGGGUUGUUCGAGGAGGGAGGGGAGGAGGCCAGGUUCGUAUCGGGCGCACCGGUAUCGAAGAUUAUAUCGAAACUGGAAGAGAUCGCGACGCUGGUGAGCUUCACGGUAAGGAAGAAGGAUUGCGGGGUGAGCUUGGAGGGGUCGACCGGGGGCGUGAAGGGACCAUUAACCAUUGCCGCUGAGAUUUUCGAGUUGACGCCGUCGUUGGUUGUAGUGGAGGUGAGGAAGAAAGGAGGAGAUAAAGGAGAAUACGAGGAGUUCUAUAAUAGGGAAUUGAAACCCGGUUUGCAGAAUUUGAUGCUAGAGGAAGCUGCCUCUUCCCUUUCAUCAACUUCACUUCCACUACCUUCAUAUUUCGCUUCGGAUACUGAAUAGAGGAAUAGAGAGAAGUGAGGGAGAAGGAUUACUUUCCACCUUCCUAUAGUUGGGGAGUUAUGCAACCAAGUUGCGAUCGAUUCCUCUGAUUUCUUUAGUUGUGCAAGAUUAAUUGCGAUGCCAUCUAAUGGGGUUACUUCGGGUUUCCUUCUGAAGGAAUGAAAGAAGGAACAUCACUUUAAUAUGGUGAUAUGGUGGUGAUCAGGAUGGACACUUCUGAGCAGAUGAAAGAGGAAAUAUCACCUAAAUUUGGUGAUAUUUCUAAAUAUUGCACAUUGCUCAAUCAAAUGCAUGCAGAGCCAGAAACCCUUUGAAUCUGAUAAUAGCACAUUGUUGUCGGAAAAAUGUUUGCAUAUCUUACCGUCUUGGUCUGAGUCCGGCUGGCUCUCUCAGGCUACAUUGCUUUUGUUCAAUGAGGUAACAUAAAGACACAGACCUCUAUGUUUGUACUUUUUUCGAUGGGGUCGCUAGAGUCAAGGAAAUGAGAGAUCUAGGUUUUUUUCACCUUUUUGUUGUGUAUAUUUUCCUGCGUAGAAAAGGAGAAUGAUGGAUAUUUAUAUGAAAGUAUGGUGGAUCUUUGAAUGCA